This is a messenger RNA of Ambispora leptoticha, 927 nucleotides long. Lineage: Eukaryota; Fungi; Glomeromycota; Glomeromycetes; Archaeosporales; Ambisporaceae. The record is from the annotation of a GenBank genome assembly.
AUGAGCAGAGACCGAACAAACGCUUUGCGGGUUCCUAACGAUAUUGGCUAUGGAAACCAAUUCAAUAGUCAAGGUGGGUAUCCACCACAAGGAGGCAAUCAAUAUGGACAAUAUAACAACCAAGGAUAUGGUGGUGGUGGAAUGAAUAAUCAAGGAUAUUCACAACCAGAUGUUGAGAUGACACCAGUUAAUCAAACUGUAAAUUCAUUUUUCGACGAGGUCUCUUCAAUCCAAGAAGCGAUUCGUCAAAUGCAGGCCAAUGUUAAUGCAAUCGAGGAAUUACACGGGAGAUCUCUAGCCACGAUAAAUGAAGACGCUUCAAUUAAAGAUCAACUCGAGAAUCUGACAAUACAAACACGAAACCUCGGGCAACAGGUGAAAAAUAAGAUUCGAACCAUAGAGGCGAUGAACAUCAAAUUGCCACCAAAUACCGGUGAUCUUGACGUACGGAGAGCGCAGGUCGCCAACUUACGAAAAAAAUUCCUAGACACAUUACAAAAUUAUCAACAAACGGAAUAUCAAAAUCGUCAAAAAUAUAGGCAACGAAUGGAACGACAAUACAAAAUUGUCAAGCCCAGCGCGACUCAAGAUGAAAUUGAUCAAGCUUUAGAUAAUGAUGAAGGCGGUCAAAUAUUUGCGCAAUCGUUGAUGCAGUCUACUCGUUAUGGUGCAGCCCGUGAAGCACUUCGGGAAGUGCAAGAACGUCAUGAUGAAAUAAAAAAGAUUGAGAAAACUAUCGAAGAACUUGCAAAUCUUUUCCAAGAGAUGCAAAUUAUGGUCGAAGUUCAAGAUCAACAAAUUGAGCAAAUUGAGAAUCAUGCAAAUCAGAUAACUACGGAUAUGGAACAGGGAGUUACUCAUGUGGAAACAGCCUUGAAUCAUGCAAGAUCUGCACGAAGAAAUGAUGGAUUGAAGGAGGAAAUGUAG